Galleria mellonella (greater wax moth) is the source of this 4080-nucleotide messenger RNA. RefSeq names its product G1/S-specific cyclin-D3. Gene Ontology annotation, cellular component: nucleus; cytoplasm; cyclin-dependent protein kinase holoenzyme complex. Bases 167 to 1087 code for a protein of 306 amino acids. Gene Ontology annotation, biological process: regulation of cyclin-dependent protein serine/threonine kinase activity; positive regulation of G1/S transition of mitotic cell cycle; mitotic cell cycle phase transition. The record is from RefSeq and is a predicted model, not a curated record. The transcript has 5 exons. NCBI's taxonomy places the organism in Eukaryota, Metazoa, Arthropoda, Insecta, Lepidoptera, Pyralidae. Gene Ontology annotation, molecular function: cyclin-dependent protein serine/threonine kinase regulator activity.
ACCACAGUGUCCGUGUCCGCUCACUCCGACUCGGGCUGUUGCCGUUUUCACAUCAAAACGUAGACUGGCAUCUACGCUGUUCGCUCGCGCACGAUCAGCUGUCCGCGUACCAACACGCCGCCGACACUGCAUAGCGAGCCAUCAAUAAGCCGCGGUGCGGUGUGACAUGGAGCUGCUGUGUGCGGAGCGUGUGAGUCCCGGUAGCAGCGAUGCGCCCCGGGCUGCGCCGGCGCCGCGGUCCGCCGUCCCGGACCCAGUGCUGCUGCGGCGCCGCGUGCUCGACAACCUGCUGGCCACUGAAGAGCGUUACGCCGUCACUGCCAACUACUUCAGCACCGUGCAGACGGAGAUCACCAGCCAUAUGCGCCGGCUAGUCGCCGAGUGGAUGCUAGAGAUAUGCGAAGAUCAGAACUGUCAGGAAGAGGUUUUCCCGCUGGCAAUAUCAUACUUGGACCGUUUCUUGAGCGUGUGCACGGUGGGCAAGAGUCAAGUGCAGCUGUUGGGUACAGCGUGCCUGCUACUGGCGUCAAAACUACGGGAGCCUAGUUCGCGGUGUCUGCCUGCCGAGCUGCUUAUCUUUUACACAGCAAACAGCAUAACCCUGGCAGAUCUCUGCAGCUGGGAAUUGUUGGUGCUGUCGAAACUGAAAUGGGACGUGGCUGGUGUGACAGCACACGACUUUCUACCAUUGCUGCUGACAAGGUUACCGCUUAGGGGUCUCGUCAACACCGAGAUGGUUCAGAGACAUGCGCAGACUUUUAUUGCGUUGGCCGCUAGAGAUUACGAGUUUACACUAUAUUCAGCCAGUACGCUGGCGUCGUGUAGCAUCGCGGCCGCCCUGCGAGGUCUCGGCCUCGACGGCCACCUACAGCGGCUGCACCAACUUACGCGCAUAGACUUGGAUUGUCUCCAAACAUGCCUGGAGCAAAUCGAACAAAUGGUGGAAAACAUGAUUGUGGAGCGAGCCAUCACUGUCCCAAACGGGCAGCGCAGGGAGGCGGCGGGGUGGACGCCCCCGCCCCCUCCUCAGGAUAAGGCGCACAGUAACGCCGCCACCCCCACCGACGUCAGAGACGUGCACUUCUAACGGCGGCCUGACUGUGCUGUGUACGAACUCAUUUCUUAUAAAUUGCUUUAAUUACGGUGCAGUACGAAAAUACUUUAAACUAGGUAGAUCAUUUAUUUGAUGAGUGCAUCCGUGAUAGAGGACUGAUACCAAGACUGACAAGCAUGUGUCUAGAUAACUACUUACAUAUGUAGUUUUUAUUAUAAGCCAUUUUAUUAAAUAAGAUAUGUAAGCCCUAUGUGCUACUUGUAUGUGUGGUGCGGUCAAGAUAAAUUUAGAUAACCUGCCCCCAAUAAGAUGCCCGACACGUUAUUGACUCUUAAUUUUCGAUUCGAAAUGUCGUUUUUGUUUAGUUUAUUUAGUAAUUCGAUUUCCUCAUUGAUAACAGAUAGAUAUAAAUAUGUCCCGACCGCGCCUCGUCCUACCAGUCCACACAGUAACACAAUACUUCCGGAGGCAUUACAUUGAAGGAGUUAACCUAAGAUACAUUUUUCAGUACUAGUUAAUGCGGUUCUUGAAAUUACAAACUACCUCUUAAUUAUAUAAGUAAUAAACUUCCGACACAUUUAUUAACGAUGCUGCCACUAAAGUGAGUACAUAAGUCAAUACUUAAUCCAGACUCCAAGGGACCAAAGUUAGCUUUUUACUACUUGAUUGAUAAAUGAACUGAUUUAUUUGUCAUAAUUUAUAAAAAAAAUAUAAUAUCGUGCAUAAUUUAUGCACAUUAGGGUUUUUGAGUCAAAACAUUUCAUUUUGAAUUUGAUUAAAUUCUUAUUACUUUUUAUUUAAGUCUCUUAAAAUAAUUCUUGAUUUACAUUAAUCGUGUUUUUAGCAAAGCAGUUCCAGAUAGGUACCAUGACCAAUUGCGAACACCUGUUUCUCGCCACGGAUAUACUGUUUAAUCCUUUUUAUACACAAUAAUUUACAUUACGUAUUAUAUACAUAUAUAUUAUACAUUAAGUUUGCUAAAAAUGAGACUAAUGUAAAUCAUUCAAAUGACAUAAUUUAAAUUCAUUAGUUUGUAAAAUGUGCCCUACUAAUCUAAAUAAUAGUAAAAUUACACAGAACUCGUAUGAACUUAUUUAAAUACUUAUAUUAUCUGUUCCAAUUUAUAUCGGGGGAAGGCAAUAAAUUACGCUUUGUAUUGUAAAAAUAUAACAUUUUGUUCAUAUAUUAUUAUAUUUAUGAUUUAUUACAGAUCAGUUAUAAAUAAAUGCACGUAUUAGCUAGAUGCCUUUUCAAAUGCAACCUACCUAUAUGUAUAAUUAUUAAUUUUAUUAAGAAAGUAGACAAAGGGCUGUAUAUUUUUGUUAUUGAUGAUUCUCCAUUAUGUAUAGGAAAAUUAAUUGUUUGUUCCUUUUUUUUUAUAAAAUACCAACAUUUUUAGUUUAACAUUUAAUGUGAAUGUGAUAGCGUUAAAAGUUGAUCGGACUUCAUAUUUUAGUCAUUUCCAGUCAUAAUACGUUAACUAAGCAAGUUUAUGUAAGGUUUGUUUGAUAUUAGGAAAAAAUAUAAAAAAAAUGUGAUUUAGGUAUGUAUCGGAUAAGAUGUUUAUGAUAUAGUAAUUAGUAAUUUAAUUUCAUAUUAUUGUUCCUAUAUUUGCAUCCAUUGGAAAUAAUAUACAAUAGUCAAGUUCCAUUACUUUGUACUUAAUAUCUACAAUUUAGUAAAAAAAAAAUCGGGGUUCAUUAAUUUCAUAAAUAAAUUGUGAUAGUUUUAUAAAAUUUAAGUGUCUUGCUUUUUUAUAAUAAGUACGGGUGAUUUACGCACAUUAUACUAAUAAUUAUAGACGUAAGUAAUGUACAUGCCCAGAAAAUAUAUUAAUACAAGAUAUAAGUAUAUAAAGUAGCCAACACGUGCUUAAUAUUUAGGUGGGCGAGUUGAAUUUAGAUGUCAAUGACUUACCUGAACUACCUAUCGAGUAUGAAAUAAAAUUUUAAAAAAUAAAAGAUUUUAGAAUUGCUAUCCUUGGUUACUACAUAUUAAGAAAUGAAAAGGAUAGUAUUAUUUUUCGUUCCAAAAUUAGACGAGUUUCCAAAUAUUCAGCACGCGAAUGACAUACUUUAGAUAUUCAACAAUGGUAUGCCACUAUGCAAUUUUUUUGCUUAGUAUAUACAAGAAGAAAAAAACAGUAGAUCGAUGUCUUCCAUUAGUUUAUAAGGCAGUCAGGGAGUAAUUACAAUAAUUAACAUGACAUGCCCGAUUACCUUAGACUUAGUGAAUAGUAACGAAUGAUAUAUUACGCGAUCUGGGAUCUUUGUAGAUAAUUUAGAAUUAAUUGUAAAUAAUGUCAUAUACUAAGAUAAUGCUAAAAGCAUGUGGUGCCAUAAAGAAACUACACUACUAUAUUUUAUAAAGCAAUAAAUCUAAAAUAUACAUAUACAGUUAUAUGUAAAUACCUCCUUCCAUUACAAUACUACCUAUAUCAAAUAUCUAAAAAUAAGCAAAUGAUACUAUUACACAUAUAUUUAUUUAUAUUGUCAUUAGUAAUAUAUUACAGAAGUAAGUACAGUUUAUGGUUGUGGCGAACAGUGUUGCCUAAAAUUUUAGGCAUCAGAAUUUGACUUUAAUGAAGUAGAUAUUUGUUAGUUUUUAUGUAAAAUUAUGUGGGAAAAUAUACGCAUUACAAGGUUAGUCUUAUCUAAUGCUUAUUAAGCGGCUUUUGGACUGGCUUACUGAAUAUAAUGUUAAGAAAUUUAGUUAUUUCUAUUGUAAAUUAGGAUUAAUGUCAAAAUUAGAGGAUUAUAUUGAUUUUUCCUAUGAUGUAAAUAGUGUUAUUAGAAUCGCACCAGAGUUUAGGUGUUUUAUGUUACUUUUCUAGCACAGAAGGUGCGUACUAAAUAUUAUACAAUAUUGUGUAGUCUUUAAGAAACACAUAUGACAUGCGAGAAUCAAAAUUGCAUAUUUUGAUUUUAUAUGCGAUUACUACUAUUAUAAGUUUGUCUUUGAAUGUAUGUUCGUUGCUGGGCUGAAAUGUAAAUAUUGAAAAAGAAAUAAAAUUAUUCGAAAUUAUA